GUAAUUUGACGCGUUUCCUAGAGCUAAAAUGGCUGCCACGUGGUUUGACGGCUCGUGUCGUCCUCGCGAUUAGGUUAUCAAACAACCAAAGUUAUGUGACGUUUAGUAAAUACUAUUUUUGGCGUGUAUAUUUUUAGUAGGCUCAAGGUGAGGAGCGUGCUAACAGCAACGAAGUAUGAGUGAGAUAAAACAGCGAAAGAGGGCAGCGAGCAAAGAGAUCCUGGACAGAUCGGCGGUGUCGGAGAAGCACGAUGACCUCGGAGAUUCCAACGGAAUAGCGUACCAUGACGCGAAGCCGACAGGAGCAUCGAAGGCUAAUACUACCGAGAGGAAUGCCCUCGAGGUCGGAAACUCGUGGCUCAAUGGAGACUUCCAACCGUUCUCCGUCAAUAUUGAAGUUGACGGGAUGGCGGUGGCACUGUUCUUACUCGGACUGUUCACGAGAAUGUGGAGACUGGAAGAACCGAGGAGCAUUGUAUUUGAUGAGCUGCAUUAUGGAAAGUUUGCCAGCUUGUACAUGAAGAACACAUUUUUCUUUGAUUCUCAUCCACCACUGGGAAAGCAGUUGGUUGCACUAGCAGGAUAUCUUGCUGGAUUUGAUGGCAAUGCCCAAUUUGACAGAAUUGGUGGAAGUUACAGUGCGUCGGUUCCGCUCUGGGCUCUGCGGUUUGUGCCGGCCUUCUUUGGCUCGCUUUUGGUUCCGACGACGUACCAUCUGGCCACGUCUCUAGGCUUGGCUCGAAGCUCAGCGGCAUUGGCAGCCAUCCUCAUGCUGCUCGAGAACUCUCUACUCACACAGUCUCGGUUCAUACUCAUGGAGAGCAUUCUCAUAUGCUUUGCCGCCCUGGGACUGCUUUGCCUGCUCAAGUUCAGACAGUCUGACCAGCGUCGGCCCUUUUCCUUUGGCUGGUGGUUCUGGCUGGUCCUGUCUGUGGCCUUCCUCACCUGUGCUCUCUGUGUAAAAUAUAUUGGCAUGUUUUCGAUCCUGUUGGCUGUCUACAUUAUGGCACGUGACUUUUGGAACAUGCUUGGAAACAGUGCAAUUUCUGAUGCCAAGCUCUGGCUCCACUUCAUGUGCCGAUCUGCGGUCACAGUGGUUGUGCCGACGUGCAUCUACCUGGGGGUGUUUUAUGUGCACCUCAACACCCUCACCAAGGCUGGCCCACAUGACAACAUCAUGACCAGUGCUUUUCAGGCCAGCCUGGAGGGUGGUCUGGCCUCCAUCACCAAGGGACAACCCCUAGCAGUGGUGCACGGUUCUCAGGUGACCCUACGCCACACUCACGGACGGGCCUGCUGGCUCCACUCUCAUCCCCACGUCUACCCCAUCAAGUACCCCGACGGAAGGGGCAGUUCCCAUCAGCAGCAGGUGACUUGCUACAGCUUCAAAGAUGUGAAUAACUGGUGGAUUGUUAAACGCCCAGACAUAAAGGACAUUGUUGUUUCUGAGCCACCAGAUCAAAUCAAGCACGGCGAUAUUGUUCAACUAAUUCACGGCAUGACAAGCCGUGCGCUGAACAGUCAUGACGUUGCAUCACCAAUGUCACCCCAGCAUCAGGAAGUCUCAUGCUACAUCAACUAUAACAUAUCCUACCCUUCCCAGAAUUUAUGGCGUGUGGACAUUCUCAAUAAAGACACGGAAGGGGACACAUGGCACACCAUUCACUCUCAUGUUCGUCUUGUUCACGUUAAUACAAGCCAAGCACUGAAGUUCAGCGGCAAACAGUUGCCUGACUGGGGUUUCCACCAGCACGAGGUGGUCACCGAUCGGUUUCUGGUUCAGGACGACACAGUCUGGAAUGUGGAGGAGCAUCGGUAUACAAAAAAUUCAGAUGAAAAAGAGCGUGAACGGGAUAUGGUGUCUGCUGAAUUUGUCCCUCUCCAGCCAACUCACCUUUCAUUUCUUCAAAAGAUGUGGGAACUACAGUACAAGAUGCUCUUGGUGAAUCAGGAAAAUGUGCAAGAUCACGUGUACAGCUCAGACCCCAUGGAGUGGCCUCUGAUGACCCGAGGCAUUGCAUACUGGGUCAGCCCAACUACCAAUGCUCAGAUUCACCUGAUUGGAAACUUGGCCAUCUGGUACACGGGCACAGUCUGCCUGCUUCUCUAUAUGGCAAUCUUCAGCUUCUACUUGCUGAGACGUCACAGGCUCGUCUACGACAUUCCCGACGAUGCCUUUGAGAAGUUUAAGUUUGGAGGAGAACUGUGCGUCGUGGGAUAUGCGAUGCACGUGGUGCCUUACUUUUUUGCGGACCGGACUUUGUUCCUUCAUCAUUACCUGCCCGCCCUCCUCUACAAGGUUCUUGUCCUGGUGGUGGUGUUGGAACACAUUGACUUCGUCCUCUGUUCUGUUAUCAGGAAGAAGUGGCUUCAGUUUGCCUACUACGCUGGUCUCUGUUUGUGGAUGCUGAGUGUGGUCUACGUGUUCUGGAAGUUCUCCCCUUUCUGCUAUGGAACAACUGCCCUCUCUGCCGACGAGGUUCAAGCCCUCAAGUGGAAGGACUCGUGGAACUUCAUCAUUCACCGUCCCUGAUGUGUGCCAUCUUAAUGUGAUUGUUUGACGUGUGCUGCACAACACAGCAUGAAGAUGACAUCUGUGCUGUUUCACAUUUUACUCAUACAGGUUAGUGUCGAAACACUGAACAUUAGUACCUGGAUUGGUGCUCCACAUAAGCACAUUCCACUACGCUAGUAGUCCGGAUCACUGCCAGCCAGCUGUUUAAGGGAAAAUGCAAGAACUGGCAGUUGCUAGAUUGCACUGUGUCACACAUGGCACUAGCACCCUCUACUUUCAAGCUCUCAUUGGCCCGAGGAUUGUGUUUUUGAAUUGAAAGGAGGCCAAAUCAAAUGAGCAAAAAAAAAGUAAUGGCUGGUACAAUGGUAAAUUUUUGUAUAGCAUUUUAUUAGCUUUUUCCAGCUGUGCUUUGGAAAAACAUUUAGGUGUUGGUAGGUUUUAGGGGGUUCAUUGAAUGAGGCAAAAAUGAACUACUGCAGCUGCAUUUUGUUUUGAAGGACAAUUCAUCUGCCGUUAACCUGCAUUUUGUUUGGACAAUAGUUUCUCUGCCAUUGUUUCUUUUAUCUGUAAAUGCUAUGGGGGUGUUUACAAGAUAAUGUAAAGAAUAACAAGGAAGUGUUCCUGUAAUUAUGGAGCUUUACCAUGGCAAAGGGACAGUUAACUGUAUGUUCAGAGUAUUGUAGCAGUUUUUCUGUGCCUUGUUAUCUUUCUUGCUCACAUAAAUUGCUUUCAAUUAUGUUCUCUUUGCAAGACGAAAUGUGCAAUUUCAUGUACCAGAAAAUGUUACAGUGUAUGUUGCACCUGGUAAUGACCUUUUUAUGGCCUUGAUUCGCAUGGGAGUUAGGGUACCUAAUGUUUUUAUGAACACUAGUACAGUGCAAUCCGCUUAUAACGAUACCACAUAUAACAAUGUACUGUUUAUAACGAUCAGUUUCUAAAGUUUCUAGACAAGAAACGCUCAGUUUCUAGACUGGAAACGCUCGGUUUCUAGUCCAGAUACAACAAUCAUCGGUUAUAAUGGUUCAAUUUUUGGGAUUUUUUAUUAUUGCUAUAAGCAAAUUGCACUGUAUGCCAAUUUUAAACCUUUCUGGCUAUUUUGGUCUGCUUUUGUUACUAGAUCUAGACUAAUCCUGGAUGUAAUUUAUAGUCUACUAUGUACAUUGAAAAGAAUCCUGGAGGUCUUUUUUAUCCCCAAAGUGUUUGCUAUGUUUUAUGAGAUCUGAGAAACAGUUAUUUUAGAAUAUGAGAGAUAUGUGUGCGGCAUCUUUUUUGUGGCCUCACAUAUUUUAUGUUUGGAAAUAGGGGUGACUUGCCACUUUGUAAACAUUGGUGUAAAGGAUGUCUUCCCCAUCUUUUGUUUGUUUUGAUGUGGGCAUGAGUGAACGAUCCCUUCUCAUGAGCAUAUGAUCAUAUUUUUGAGGUCUAGGUUUAUACAUCUUAUAUGAGGCCUAUUUUUUCUUGUUUGAUACCUCUAAUGCUCAACAAAUACUUAACUGAACAUAUAUGGCUCUUCAUGUGGUUUCUCAUUCGUGGUUUGUCUUUUCUUGGUCUCUUAAACACUACUCUGUUUUUCUUUCCUUUUUUUUGUUUUGGUGGAGAAGAGAAUGCUGCAGAAUGAACAAGUUAGAAUUCUCAGCAGAUUUCAAUCUUUGACAAUUUCUACUUGAAUGCACAUGUCAUGGAGUAAAACAAGAGUGACAAGUCUUUAUUACUGUGAAACUUGUACCUACUAGUAUUUUUGUAGCACCCUUGAACAUGAUAUAGUUGAAUCUCACAUAGCUGACAUACUUCUAAAAAUAGGGUGGAAUUUGAUAACAAGAGGGGAUCUUUAUCAAUGCACAUCUUCUAAAUAACUGUUUAAAAAACUCACAUUCUUCUUUAAACAUCUUUUUACUGUUAUACUUCGAGCCUGAAUGUCUUUUGUUAAUGACUGUUAUUCUCAUAGGAGGUAUCCCUUCAAGAGAAAUAGGUUUAUUGUGUCACAAGUGUGCAAAAUUUGUAAGCCUGUACAAGUAACUACUAGUAUGCCCAGGGUCUGUGAACUUUUACAGCACAGUUACUUAAAAUGUGUGGGAUAUCUAUUGCAAUUUAUGUUUGUGACAAAUGUGUGCAUCUGAAUUCAUUGUACAACGAACUAACGUUUUCCUCUAUUGGGGUUGCAUCCCAGUGAAGCUUCAAAUUCACCAAUAGUGUGACUUUGUGCCUUAUUGCAUUUUCAUGAAAGAGAGGGAGUGCGAUAUUUGUGUUUAGGAGUAUAUGGAUGAUUUAAGGUCCAGGGAAUAAAGCUUCUCAAGAA
Molecule: messenger RNA, 4811 nt
Organism: Ixodes scapularis (black-legged tick)
Lineage: Eukaryota; Metazoa; Arthropoda; Arachnida; Ixodida; Ixodidae
Gene: rt
Product: protein O-mannosyltransferase 1
Exons: 19
Coding region: 176-2533 (785 amino acids)
Biological process (GO): protein O-linked glycosylation via mannose
Cellular component (GO): membrane; endoplasmic reticulum
Molecular function (GO): dolichyl-phosphate-mannose-protein mannosyltransferase activity
Source: RefSeq, a predicted model, not a curated record